Molecule: messenger RNA, 469 nt
Organism: Tuber melanosporum (Perigord truffle)
Lineage: Eukaryota; Fungi; Ascomycota; Pezizomycetes; Pezizales; Tuberaceae
Exons: 2
Coding region: 58-339 (93 amino acids)
Source: RefSeq, a predicted model, not a curated record
CAACCAAGUAAGCAACUAAACCAAACAAAACCAUCCAAAACCAAGACCACCACGACAAUGCCCCAAAUCUUAACCUGGGCCCUCUUCGGGAUCGCAGCCCGCUGGUGGCAGCUCGGCAUCGAAAUGCGCCCCUUCCUCGCCCGCGACACGGCGUGGGGAUACCCGGUCUUCGCCGCUGUCAGCGGAUCAUUCGGAUACUGGCUGAGCCAGGUUGAUAAACGGCAGACAGAGAUCCUGGCGCGGAGGCGGGAGAGCUUGCUGGAGAAGCGGAAGCGGGCUCGCGAGCGCGAUGACGCCGCCGCCGGUGGGAGUACUCCGACAGUAGCGGCGGGUGUUUGAAUUAGGGUAUAUACGCUAUGGGCGGCAGUAUUGCAUAUUUGUUUGGAUGGGAUGGAAUUGGAUGGGACAGAAUUGGGGGAGGGGGGUAAUUGUUGGUAUAUCAUGGACUGGAAACUACAGUUACCCCUCG